Molecule: messenger RNA, 589 nt
Organism: Acaulospora morrowiae
Lineage: Eukaryota; Fungi; Glomeromycota; Glomeromycetes; Diversisporales; Acaulosporaceae
Source: the annotation of a GenBank genome assembly
GGCUGACGUAAUUGGUAUAACUGCUGUAAACCAUUAUAAUCAAAUAAAGGAGAAUGCAAAACUAUCAAUUGCCCGGCUAGCUCAAUCGGUAGAGCGUGAGACUCUUAAUCUCAAGGUUGUGGAUUUACAAAUGUCAACACCAAAUGAAACGGAUUUGCAAUUCAUGAGAAUUGCAAUCGAACAAGCAAACCUUUCCGAACCAAUUUCAAAAGCAUAUUGUGUCGGAGCAGUCAUAGUUAAAGAUUCCAAAAUUUUGGCAACGGGUUACUCGAGAGAGUUACCGGGAAACACCCAUGCCGAAGAAUGUGCAUUACAAAAAAUAGAAGAUCCCACUCAAUUGGCUGGCUCGAUAAUUUACACAACGAUGGAGCCAUGUAGCAAAAGGUUAUCAGGUAAAAAGCCUUGUGUCGAAAGAAUUUUGGAGAGUGGAUUGAAAAGAGUUGUGCUGGGCGUCAAAGAACCUGAUGUGUUCGUUAAGUGCGAAGGAAUAGACAUAUUGCGAAAACGCGAAAUCGAAGUUGUAGUGUUGGAAGGAUUGGAAGAAGAGUGCUUAAAAUGUAACAAGCAUCUCUGGAAUGAUACAAAUUAG